Messenger RNA from Fraxinus pennsylvanica, 762 nucleotides. Lineage: Eukaryota; Viridiplantae; Streptophyta; Magnoliopsida; Lamiales; Oleaceae. The record is from the annotation of a GenBank genome assembly.
AUGUGCAGUCCAUUCACUUGUGGAGGCUUUAACAUUCAAGAAGAUGAAGAACUUUUCAGGUCAUGUAAUUAUUCUGCUCCAAAAAUAUCGAAAAGGAGCACCAGCUUUGGCAGCAGAAGAAAAAACAGCAACCCUUAUGCCAAUAGGGGUCUAGAGAAAUUCUAUGCACUUUUAGCAGAUCUUGAUGAGAAAAGACAGAAAAUAUACGCUCAGAUGGGCUUCGAAGACGUUUCUCUCGUUCGAUUUGUUUACUCGAAUUCCAAUCACGUCAAGCCCAUCGUCGUUAAAGUCAAGGAGAAAAGAUCACAAGACCACAAAGGAAAUGCUCGCGUAACUACGAACAAUCCUCAAGUGUCUGAGAAGUCUCCAGUCGAGACGUCUAAAGACGUGGUCGUCGGGAAUGAAGUUCAACAAGUGAAGGACGAAAAAUCCGACCGAAGGAAUAUGAAGUGUUGCUUGAUAUGUGGGAGGUUUAAGUUGGAAAAGUUUAGGCAACCUUGUUACUAUUUUCCGUUGGUUAUAGUGAUUAUUCUUGUGCUAUUGGCUAUUUAUGGACGAUCUUUUGCCAUAUUAUGUACUUCUAUUGGGUGGUAUUUGAUACCUACAAUCAAAGGGGGGAGCUCAGAUUCAAGCAAGCCAAAGAAGAAAAAGGACUAUGUUAAAAAAGUGAGUGAGAAAAAGAUUGUUACAAGUGAAGGAUUGUCUUCCCCAAGGAGCGUCCUAAACGGACCAAGAGACAAGUCCCCUCGACAACAUGGCUAA